Messenger RNA from Drosophila subpulchrella, 1126 nucleotides. RefSeq names its product ADP-ribosylation factor-related protein 1 (gene Arfrp1). Gene Ontology annotation, molecular function: GTP binding; GTPase activity. Lineage: Eukaryota; Metazoa; Arthropoda; Insecta; Diptera; Drosophilidae. The transcript has 3 exons. Gene Ontology annotation, biological process: intracellular protein transport; protein localization to organelle; Golgi to plasma membrane protein transport. The coding region runs from base 78 to 680 and encodes 200 amino acids. The record is from RefSeq and is a predicted model, not a curated record. Gene Ontology annotation, cellular component: Golgi apparatus.
CUGCAAACAGUGCCAUCACUAGCAGUGCAGUCAACAAAAUUAAAUUUGUUUUUUUAUUUGGCCAAACUUUCAAUACGAUGUACACAUUGAUGCACGGCUUCUACAAGUACAUGACUCAGAAGGACGACUACUGCGUGGUGAUCCUGGGCCUGGAUAAUGCUGGCAAAACGACUUACCUGGAGGCCGCCAAAACCACGUUCACGCGGAACUACAAGGGCCUGAAUCCCAGCAAGAUCACGACGACAGUGGGCCUCAACAUCGGCACCAUCGACGUGCAGGGCGUGCGCCUCAAUUUCUGGGAUCUCGGUGGCCAGCAGGAGUUGCAAUCGCUGUGGGACAAGUACUACCAGGAGUCCCACGGCGUCAUCUACGUGAUCGACUCCAACGAUCGCGAGCGCAUGGACGAGUCCAAGGCGAUCUUCGACAAGAUGAUCAAGAACGAGCUGCUGUCCGGCGUGCCUCUGCUCAUCCUGGCCAACAAGCAGGAUCUGCCGGAUGUGAUGGGAGUGCGGGAGAUCAAGCCGGUGUUCCAGCAGGCUGGCGCCUUGAUAGGGCGUCGAGAUUGCCUCACCAUUCCAGUGUCUGCCCUGCACGGCGAGGGCGUCGACGAGGGCAUCAAGUGGCUGGUGGAGGCCAUCAAACGACAUGCGGUGGUCAGGCCGCCGCGGGAAAACGAUUAAGAGAUCUAGAAGGACACGGGCCCAUCAGCCCGCCACUGGCUUUAAUUAGACUUGUAUUUUCGUAACUUAAGGGCUUAGGACUAUGCUUAUUUGUAAUUAGCCGGGGAAGAUUGUGAGAUACCAAUUGUACAUUGUUGUAAAUGCGGGAGGUGGCCCGCUUUAUCAAACAACAGCCUUGCAACGGCCUUAACUAGAGCUGUUUUCCGUAGACUCGUAUCUUUCUGUUAAGCACAAAACAGCUUUUAAAUGCUAUUCGUGUCUUGACAGAUAGAUUUCAGCAAAUGACAGCGAAUUACAAAUAAAAUUGUUACAAUGACGGAAAACGAACCGUUCAUUAAAGUAUAUGUAAAGGCAAGCACUUGCUAACUCAAAAUAAACUUAAAAAUUUGUAAAUAGAUAGUAAUUUGUAUAUUUAAUCCCUUCCAGAAAUAAAAUACCUACAUAUA